Molecule: messenger RNA, 4461 nt
Organism: Bombyx mori (domestic silkworm)
Lineage: Eukaryota; Metazoa; Arthropoda; Insecta; Lepidoptera; Bombycidae
Gene: NGR-A24
Product: neuropeptide receptor A24
Exons: 10
Coding region: 367-1596 (409 amino acids)
Biological process (GO): G protein-coupled receptor signaling pathway
Cellular component (GO): plasma membrane
Molecular function (GO): tachykinin receptor activity
Source: RefSeq, a predicted model, not a curated record
AAUGCCAAAAAUCGCACAUAACGCUAGGACGUUUGCGCGAUUCCACGUUCGAAGUUCAAAUCGCGACAAGCGAGCGUCGAGGCGUCGCUUCAUCAGUGUUACUCCGACUUAGCUCCGAACACGACUCCGGCUGUGUUACGUUAACACUGGCCGAAUAAAACUACGUACGUGAACAAAAAAAAAAAAGAACAUCUGUGUUUAAUUUCGAUUAUUACAUUUUUGGUGUGUUACUGUUAUUAGUUAUGAUAAAUUUAAAAACCGAACGAUAUGAUUAAAUUUGUUUGAGUGUCGAAUAGUGGGCAUUUCAAUACAAACUGAUAAGCAUCGAUAGCUGUUCUCUAGGAAGUAAAAGCAGGUCCCGAUGCUAUGAUGCUGGACGAGCUCGGGCCAACAGUGGCCUCCAACCAGUCAACCUCGCUAGCGGAUCUGGAUAGCUUCUACGUCACGUUCUACGAUGUCGAAAACGAGAGAUACGUUAACGAUUCGCAAAACGCAACCGAGCCAUUCCAAUCCUUCAUCCUGCCGUGGUGGAGGCAGAUUCUGUGGACGGUGCUUUUCGCUGGGAUGGUGGUCGUCGCCACCGUGGGAAACCUGGUUGUCAUCUGGAUAGUGCUCACCAACAAGCGGAUGAGAAGCGUCACCAAUUACUUCUUGGUGAAUCUAUCGGUGGCCGAUGCAAUGGUGUCGACCCUUAACGUCACCUUCAACUUCACGUACAUGCUGAACUCCAACUGGCCCUUCGGACAUUUCUACUGCAAAUUCUGUCAGUUUAUAGCGGUACUGAGCAUCUCUGCGUCUGUCUUCACGCUCCUUGCGAUCAGCGUUGAUCGCUACGUCGCCAUCAUGAGUCCGCUUCAGCCGCGUCUCGGCAAGAGAGCGACCCUCGGCAUCACCGCAGCCAUCUGGGCGUGGAGCUCCUUCAUCAGCAGCCCCAACCUCAUUUACUUCACAACUGAAAACGUCUCCUUGCCCGACGGAACUAUCAGAUGUGUUUGCUACUCCCAUUGGCCAGACGGUAUGACGACUAGAUCUCGCUUAGAAUAUGCGUACAAUGUGUUGUUCAUGGUGCUGACAUACUUCAUGCCCAUAAUAGCGAUGACCUACGCAUACUCCAGGGUCGGGGUGGAGCUGUGGGGAUCGCAGUCUAUUGGAGAGUGCACGCAACGACAGCUAGACAAUGUAAAAAGCAAACGACGGGUCGUUAAAAUGAUGAUCGUUGUGGUCGUCAUCUUCGCUGUCUGCUGGUUACCGUUCCAUGUUUACUUUGUGGUAACAUCGUACUAUCCUGAUGUUGUGAGCUACCCGCAUAUUCAAGAAAUCUACUUGGGUAUUUAUUGGCUGGCGAUGAGUAACUCGAUGUAUAAUCCCAUCAUUUAUUGCUGGAUGAACUCAAAAUUCCGACGAGGCUUUAAGCAGUUCUUCUGGUGUUGUGGUGCUUUCGGUGGUGGUGGCCUCGCCAGGCACAGGGCUCUGGGACCAGACAGGACGGAUAGAUCCAUGCGCUCCCUCUCACCCAGCCGAAAGAACGGAACAAGCACUAUCCGGAUUUCGAUGCAUAGCAUGUACAACAACAACGCGUCGGUGAGUGCGGGAUGACCUCGGCGCGGCGUAGCGGGCGAGGGGAUGCGCGCCCGCCCCCCGCAUGCCGCCACCGCCCCCGCCCACGCCGUCGAGCGCACGUGGAUUUGACGCGACCGACGCGAGCGCGUCCCCCUCACCCCACAACAACUGUACGCGUGAACGUGCUUAAAUAAAAAUCAGACUUUAAACAUAUUUUUGACCAGUGGAACAUUGCGGUGACUUAUCUGAGCAAUAAUUGAGAUGUACAUUGUAAUGGCUCGGUCGAGAUUGAAUAUCGAUAAAUAGAAUUAAUGCCAUCAGUCGAAAGCGUCUGUAUACUUUUGAUUUUAAUAUUAGACAAUGAUGUUUGAAUGUACAUAUUUAUGUUUGUAAGAAUAUCACGCUUUUUUAGGAUAAUAAGAAAGAAAGAAGUAAAAUUUUACUUGGAAAAGACCUAAUACACACUGAAAACCCUUAAAAAAUGGUCUCGAAAUCAAUGUGUUAAUCAACCCUUAGUCGUCACAAUAAAAAAAAAAUAAUUUAAUUUUGAUAUUCUAAAAUUGACGUAAUUCUUAUUAUCAAUACAAGUGUGUUUUGUGUCUACUUUCAUAAAUCUUUUAAUAACAAUUAUUAUAUAUAAAAAAAUCGUAAUAUUGGCAAUUUUAAAAUAUUUAGAUAUAUUUAGGUAAAUUAUCUUUAUUUCGUACGCACUAAAGAUUAUAAUAGUCUGCUCCCGCGCGCUCUAUCGAUGUAUUCAUAAAACAAAAUAAUUUUGUGAAAUAGCAUAAUAAAUCGCAAAAUAAUAUUCCUUUUUAUAAGUAUUAGAUGUAUGUAUAUACAUAUAAAUGUUAUGUGUGUUAUGAUAUAUUUAGAUUUAAAUUUUAAAAUACAACAUAUUAUUUUGUGUGUAAUAUAAGUAGAUUAUACAAUUAAAUUAUAUAGAUUUUUAAUGUUGAUUGAUAAGUACGCAACCAAAACUAAUUGUAAUUAUAGAUGUAAUUUAAAAACUGGAUAUGAUAUAUUAUGUAAUCUUUCUUUAGUAAAAACUCAAUAAAAAUGGACCAACAGUAUGUUUUGUUGCUUCAAUAUUUCAUUCAAUUUUAACAUUACACGAAUUGCAUUUAUAAAAAUAUUCACAUUAAAUACAUGCCAAAAUGGAUGUAUUUUUCCUUGAAGAUAUCUUAUGGUUUAAAAUUAAAAAAUAUCAAUUUAUUGUUGAAUAAUUCCAAUGAGUUAAUGAUAGAUCUAAGUCGGAGUUAUCUACCAAGGUGGAUGAUUAUUAUUAGUUAAUAUUAUUAUGUAUUCAAGUGUGGGUUUUUUAUAUAGAUUUAACACUCGUGCCAUUCGAGAUAACAAUCAUAAGGUAUACAUAAUAUAAUAUAAUCGAGGUUGAGUUGUGAGAGCUUGCGUUGUAAUAUUUAAAAGAUGAUAAGUUGGCUCUGAUCAACAUUAAUAACAUUAUUUCAGUGUUGUUCUAAUCAAUUCCAACAUUAACUCUUCAAAAUGGGUUAUCGUUAAUCAAGUUAUUUACAUUUAUCCAUCAAGAAACGUACAAUAUAUUAUUAUAAAUCUAGAAAUCUCUGUAUUUAAGUAAUAAUUGUAAAUAUGUAUAUUUAAUUUCUUAAUAGCACAACUCUUAAACUAUCUAUAAUGUUGAUAAAUCUGAAUGAAUGAAAAUAUUUUCUUUCAUUAAAUAAGUAUUUAGAUUUUAAGAUUUUGUAAAUACAUAUAUAAAUUUUCUAUGGUAAUUUUGUAUGAUAUAAUAAUAUAUAAUAUUGGAUAUUAGUACAGUAAUAUAUUUUAAAAUUAAUUUAAUUAAGAAUUAAUAAAAAUAUUGUACUCUAUAAUCCAAAACGUUCCGUUGUACUGUUGAACUCAUAUUUUGAUUCACAUGUCAAAUGUCCGAGAUUCCUGUGCAUUAGUAUAACUAUGUGCCACAGAGCGCACAAUGCGGGCGGUGGUGCCAUGGAAAAUACGAACACUACUCUGAGGCUAUUGGAGAAUAAAUUUAAUAACAACAUUUGCUCUACAAACCGAUAGUACUAUAUGCACAAAAUAUCUUUGUCAAUCUGAACAUAGACACUAGACUUCGUAACAUUUUUAAUAGCGAAUAAAAGAGAUUAAUUUGUUUUAUUUGUGUAGUUUCGUACAGAUUUUUACGUAAAUAGAUUAACUGAUGUAAUUAAUUAUAUACAAAUACGCCUAUAUCGGACGAAUUUCCGCGCUUUUCAUAAGACCGUCGAUCUGCCUUUUGAGAGAUUUACCCAUGCUGCGUCUGCGCGGUCGUCACAUGAAAACUAAAAAUCGGCAAUUGUGGUGGAACUUGGGGGUGGUCUAUAUCCAAUAGCGAAUGUCUAUAGGUUGAUAAUGAUACCUAACAAUCUGCGCAACAACUGCACGUAAAUACUAUAGUCUAUUUUUCUACUAUUACUAUUUUUUCUACUAUUUGUCUCAAAAAGGAAUGCACCUACCCCAGGACUCUACACCACCCUUCAUUGACUGGUAGAGAAUGUCUUAGGCAUUAACUCCGCUACUGUACUAAAAUAUAAUCCUCCUUCGAAACAGAUAGAUUUUGAUACUUAGCGUGCAGAUAAUUAAAUCGUUUUCACGUUAAAAUAAUAUGUUUCUUCAAUUAUUAAUCGAAAUUAAAUUUGCUUAUAGCGAUUCUAGUUUGUAUAUAAUUUAAUUUAGUUACCGUGGUUCGAAGACGUUACUAAAAGAAAGUAAUGCCAGUUACCUGAUGAGUUUACAUGUAAAAACUAAAGAUGAAUAGACGAGGAAGACAUAUUGCGCCAACCCCUGACACAGGGACAACUAGGGAAGAUGGUGAUCUCAUCAAUAUAAAUGUAUGUAAAAUUUGAUGUGCGAAAUUGUAAUUAAUAAAAUACACAAUAAAAUGCG